GCCUGAUUUAGAAAUUGAUUUAAGUCAUGCCAUUUGAACCACUGAUUGCAAGAGCUGUGCAAUAACUGCAGUAUGCGUCUGUUUUUUGUUGUUGCCAGGUACAGAUCUGGAAUAAUUUCUCCAAAAACCACAACUGUGAGACAAGCCAUGGAUGCGUACAUAUUCAUUUUGAGUUUACUCAUAGCAACAUUAGCAUGUCUGUUAGAAACCUGUUGUGCACAACGACAGGCAGGGACACCACAAAUCCAGUUACGAUUGGUUGGGUCGUCAAGAGUUCCGAAUGAAGGUCGUCUGGAGGUGUUCUACAAUGGCAUCUGGGGAACAGUGUGUGAUGAUGACUUCAACAUAGAAGUGGCACAUGUUGUCUGUAAACAACUUGGUUUUGAGAUUGCAAUGAAUUGGGCUCACAGUGCCAAGUAUGGACAAGGCAAAGGCACCAUCUGGCUAGAUAAUGUUCGCUGCUCGGGUACAGAGAGUUCAAUAGCUGAAUGUGAAUCCAAUGGAUGGGGUAUCAGUGAUUGCAAGCACUCAGAGGAUGUUGGCAUACUUUGUUCUGCAAGUCGUGCAUCAGAGCAGACACAAUCAAUCACUGAGCAGUACACAAAGAUAAUUGAGGAAGUGCGAAUAAAACCCAUUUCAGCCCGUGCCAAAGCAAGCAUUCCCGUCACAGAAGGUAUAGUUGAAGUCAAACAUAAAGGCAGAUGGAGGCAGGUGUGUGACCAUGGCUGGACUCUCCAAAACAGCCGAGUCCUGUGUGGCAUGCUGGGAUUUCCUGGAGAGACAAAACCCAAUGAACAGUUUUACAGGAAACUUUGGAAUCUGAAACUGAAAGUUCCCAAAUCUAGGCUAAAAGCCCUAAGCACAAGGAACAUAUUCUGGAUCCACAAAGUCAGUUGUACAGGAAAUGAGCCCCACCUAUCCAACUGCAAAGUACAAAUCUCCCCCCAAAAUCGAAAGCCCGCCUGCAAGAAUGGAAUGCACUCCAUAAUAAAGUGUGUUGCAUCACCUUCCGUUGGCAAUGGCCAGGGAAAUAAUUACAAAAAGGCAUUUAGAACGAUGGAACCUUCGGUGAGACUAAGAUCAGGUCGUCAUCCAGGAGAGGGUAGGGUAGAAGUGCUAAAGAAUGGCAAAUGGGGGACAGUUUGUGAUGACAAGUGGAACCUUAUUUCAGCCAGUGUCGUAUGCCGGGAGCUGGGAUAUGGAUCUGCCAAGGAAGCCAUUACUGGAGGCCAGCUUGGACAAGGUCUUGGCCCUAUACACAUGAAUGAAGUUCUGUGCACAGGGCAAGAAGAGUCUAUCACUGAAUGCAAGUUUAAAGAAGCCCGUCUGGCAGGUUGUCAGCAUGAAGAAGAUGCAGCUGUGAGGUGUAACAUGCCUAAUAUGGGGUAUCGAGAGCAGGUGCACCUCAGUGGUGGCAGGUCAAAUGAAGAGGGCAUUGUGGAGGUACUGAUUGAAAAUAAAGGAGUUAAAAAGUGGGGAACCAUAUGUGGAGACAAGUGGGGUAUGAAUGAAGCCAUUGUGGUGUGCAGACAACUGGGACUGGGAUUUGCCAGUCAUGCUAUACAGGAGACAUGGUACUGGCAAGGGACACAGGGAGCUGGGGAGGUGGUAAUGAGUGGUGUGCGCUGCUCUGGCACAGAGAUGUCUAUUCAUCAGUGCCAACAUCACAGUGUCAUUCAUUGUCCUAGAGGAGGAGGGCGCUUUUCUGCCGGCGUCACCUGUACAGAGAAUGCGCCAGAUCUUAUAUUGAAUGCGCAACUGGUUCAGGAAUCAGCAUAUCUUGAAGACAGACCACUUAGCAUGCUUAAGUGCGCUCAUGAAGAGGAAUGCCUUUCCAGCUCAGCAGAUGACAUGGAUUGGCCUUAUGGGCACCGUAGGUUACUUCGCUUCACCUCUCAAAUCCAAAACAACGGGAGGGCAGAUUUUACCCCGAGGAAUGGGCGACACACCUGGGUCUGGCAUGAGUGCCACAGACAUUACCACAGUAUUGAAGUUUUCACCCACUAUGACCUGCUCACACUGAAUGGAUCUAAGGUUGCUGAAGGACACAAAGCGAGUUUUUGCCUGGAAGACUCAAACUGUGGCAAAGGAAUACAAAGGCGUUAUGAAUGUGCCAAUUUUGGAGAACAAGGAAUUGCUGUUGGUUGCUGGGACACAUAUAGACAUGACAUUGACUGCCAGUGGGUAGAUAUUACAGAUGUCCUUCCAGGUGACUAUAUAUUCCAGGUGAUCUUAAACCCAAAGUUUGAGGUGGCAGAGUCAGAUUUCAGGAACAAUGUGAUGAGAUGUCGAUGUAAGUACGAUGGCCAUCGCAUCUGGAUGCACAAUUGUCACACAGGUGAUGCAUACAGCACAGACCUGGAAGAAAGUUUUGAGCACCAGCUGAGACUCUCUAACAACCUUAUCUAAUACUGUUUACAAAGAAGAACAAUAUCAACUAAGUGGAAAAUUAUCUAAAUAUUUAAACACAUUGUCUAAAGAUUGCUAAAAGGGAGGACCACAUUUUGUUUAUUUAGAAUAUUACAAUGCCCUUUUUGGUACACAUCCCUAAAGGUGGCGACCAGUCAUCACCCAGUAGCAUGAAUUAUAGUUGCUUUAAAUUUGCACAAUAUCUAGAACUUUUUCAGACCAGAAAAAAAAUCUAACAUUUUUGUAAUAGUUUAAUCAUUCCUGAGGAGACUACAAGAACAAGGACAGACAUCUGCUGAUAAGGGACACACUGAUGAAGAAUUUAUUUUUGUUUACGCCUAUUUAUUAUUAGGCCUGUAUAACUGCAUUGCAUGUAUUGAUUUCAGAAGGGGCUAAAGUGAGAACUGCUUUACCCCAGAACAAAAUAGCUUGUGAUUUUUAAUGUUGUUACAAUGGACUGUAUGCCUCAGCGGCGGAGAGAAAAAAAUGCAGAACACUUUAUUUGUUUUAUAAAAUGUGUAUCAUAUUAUAUAACAUUGAAAGUCCCCAACCGGUGGCAUUCAAUCACAGGGCAGUGAAAGAGAGGUGUAUCAUUUACACCACUCAACAGUAGUUACCCCACUGACAUAGCCCACAGAAACCCAACCCAUAUCUGUUAACUGGCUCUCUAAUAUCUACACCCAGCUCAGAUGUUCCUUUUGCCAUGUCAGACCUCAUAAGUAGGGCUGCCACCAAAAUUAAUGGGACACCAGAUAUUUAUUAUAUUGAUAAUAACCAGGGGCUCCCUGUUGAAGGUGGGUUUACAAACUGAGUGUAAUAGGGCACCAGUUUUUAAAAAUGGUGUAUAAAUAGGUCAUGUCCUGUUACUACCAGACAUGUCCCAGAUCUUCCCCAAACACAAACUACUAACUAAAAAGCUCUGCCAACAAACUUAGGGGCCACAGCAAUGUAACACUCCUCAUCAUGAUACUGUCAGGACCCCUAUCUUCCCCGAUGGCAUCUCAUGAUCUGCACUUCAAAUGUCAACUGCAAUUGACAGAACUCACAUGAUGAAACUAUGGCUAAUUUUUACUUAAUUAGGGCCAUAAAAUGGGGUUUUCAUUAAAAUACCCUUGAUAGGACUAAUACUGAUCUUUGUUUCAGAACUACAAGCACCAAGUCUUGUACCAGCUUACAGAGAAUGCUGGGGAUUGCACCUUUAGAGAACAACUGGCUGAAGAAUUUUUUCUUAUGCCGUUUGGAACCAACAUUUAUUUAAAACUAAUUUGCUGUUAGGAUGACAAACAAGUGGAGGGAAACACUAAAGUAAGAAGAUAAAUACAGAUUUAAGUAGUCUUUAUAGCCAGUGUUUUUGUUCUGUUUUAAUUUGUACAGUAAAUUUAUAUUAAAAUAUAAACUUUUAUUCAGGGAAACAUAUCCUCAUAUCUAGUGAUGUUUUUGGUUAAAGGCACAGCAUACACCCAAGUUUUGUAUUGUGAAAGCAGCAAAGAAAGAGUUCUCUAAUGUUUGAUAGUGGUGAAGCGAACAUUCCAUCUUUUUCAAGAUGAUUAGCCCAUUGAGGGUACUAAUUCACUGGAGUCUCUAGAAGGGAUUGGUCUUCGUAAGAGACUGAUUCACAGCAAUUUUUGGAUAUAGAUUCUAAAGGCUUCAUACUUAAUCUGCUGGAGACAAUACUAAAUACCGUACCAAUAGAUUUCUUUUAUUCAUGUGGUGAACUUGUUUGAAGCUAUGUACCAUGUACUUAGCCAAAAGGUUUCCCCUGGAAUUCCAUGGCUCUGCACUAUUUGUGCAUUAAGGUGUAAGCACUGGAACUGUGGGCUGAAUGAAUCCAUUUCUACUAUUCUAUAAGACCCAAUGGUGUAACUACCAUAGAGCAGACCCCACAGCUGAUGUUGAUGUCCCAGUAUGGUAUAGAGUUCAGUGCAAACGAGGGUGUGAGCCAUCCCCGCUACCUCGAGUGGUAAGGUCCCAGAUGGAGAGCCACUAAAAAAACAUUAGAAAAAAAAGCUAUUUUGGUGGUACACCUUUGUGAGUGUCCUUUAAAACUCCAGUAAGACCAAAAAUGAAAAUAUUUAAAUUACUUUUUGUUUCUU
This is a messenger RNA of Xenopus laevis (African clawed frog), 4502 nucleotides long. It is a transcript of the gene loxl4.S, whose product is annotated as lysyl oxidase like 4 S homeolog. Bases 73 to 2409 code for a protein of 778 amino acids. Lineage: Eukaryota; Metazoa; Chordata; Amphibia; Anura; Pipidae. The record is from RefSeq and is a predicted model, not a curated record. The transcript is spliced from 14 exons.